AUGAACAAGACAACUAGUGCAGCAUCACUGCUGAUUUCAGCGGUUCUGGUUGGCUUACAGACGCCACUACAACCAAUUCAGUCCGCAUUGGGGUUCUCUAUCUUCGGUUACACGUGCGUUGACUAUCUGAUACCCAAAGUGGGUGCGGUGUUCAUCAAGCGGGGGAUCUUCGGGAAGGACAUGUCCAAGGUUGGACGGCCUAUCAUACCAGAAACGAUUGGGGUGAUUCCUGCGCUCGUUUACCUGCUAGUGAUGUUCUUCUAUAUCCCCUUCCUCUUUGCCAGGAAGGGAAACAACGGCGGAGGCGGAGAGGCCGAUGCAUCGGCGUUCUCACACUCAAAACUAUCGUCGUACUUGAGUUCGCUGCUCUCGCUCGAGUCGAUGAUUUUGUUGGGGUUGAUGGAUGACUUGUUCGACAUACGGUGGAGACACAAGUUCUUCCUACCUGCGAUUGCGUCGAUCCCCCUAUUGAUUGUCUACCAUUUUGAGUUCAACCAGACGUCGAUUCUUUUGCCCAAGUUCAUAUCCAAUGCGUUCCAGCUCUCGACCUCGGUGGACUUAGGGGUGCUGUACUACUUUUACAUGGCUGCGGUGUCGAUUUUCUGCCCCAACUCGAUCAACAUUCUUGCCGGAAUCAACGGCUUGGAGGUGGGACAAACGUUGGUCAUUGCCGUUCUCUUGGUGAUAAACGACCUCUAUUACAUUGUCGGCUACUUCUUGGAAGAUCACCUCAUCCAGUCGGCCUUUGAAGUCCACAUGUUUUCGCUUUGCUUCUUAAUACCAUUCCUGGGUAUCUCUUUGGCACUUUACAAGUACAACAAGUUUCCGGCCAAAGUUUUUGUUGGCGAUACCUGGUGCUAUUUCUCAGGCAUGGUUUUUGCCGUCAUCGGAAUAUCUGGUCAUUUUGCCAAAACGUUGAUGUUGUUUUUCUUGCCCCAAAUAUUGAACUUUGUCUACUCUUCUCCUCAGUUGUUUGGGAUAGUUCCUUGCCCAAGACAUCGCCUACCGAAGUUCAACGAGUCUGAUGGGUUGCUUUACAACUCUUACACCGAGUACGAAGACUCCGAGGAGAGUGCCGAGAGUUCUGAUGGAAAGAAGAAGCAGUUAAGGCCAUACUUGAAACCAGUAUUCAACCUUCUAGAAAAAAUGUAUCUGAUUAAACUCGUGAGGAAUGAAAAGGGAGAAAUUGUGAAGAGUUCGAACUUGACGCUGAUCAAUCUAGUGAUUAUAUGGUUUGGUCCGCGUAAUGAAGGAAAGUUGUGCACCCUGAUAAUGCAAUUACAGUUUGCAGUUGGGCUCUUAAUGCUAAUACUAAGGCACACUCUUGCGCCAACAGUAUUUGGCUUUGACAAUUCAUGGAGUAUGCUAAACAGAUUUUACAUUUCUUAG
Messenger RNA from Pichia membranifaciens NRRL Y-2026, 1389 nucleotides. RefSeq lists its product as hypothetical. Lineage: Eukaryota; Fungi; Ascomycota; Pichiomycetes; Pichiales; Pichiaceae. The transcript has a single exon. Gene Ontology annotation, cellular component: membrane. The record is from RefSeq and is a predicted model, not a curated record. Gene Ontology annotation, molecular function: UDP-N-acetylglucosamine-dolichyl-phosphate N-acetylglucosaminephosphotransferase activity. Bases 1 to 1389 code for a protein of 462 amino acids. Gene Ontology annotation, biological process: protein N-linked glycosylation; dolichol-linked oligosaccharide biosynthetic process.